UCAUGGAGGGAGAUUUUUAGAAAUCGGAAAGUUUGACUUAGCCGCAGAUAAUCCGUUAGACAUCGAUAUCUUUUCGAAGGAGAUCAGUUUUCACGCUGUAAUGUUAGAUGAAAUUAUAAUUACCAAGAACGGAAUCAGAAAUGAAAUAAGUUCAAGAGUAAACAAACUUCUUAAGGAAAAUGCAAUCAAACCUAUUGUAAGAACAAUCUUCGGCAAAGAUCAAAUAGAGAAAGCUUUUAGAUUCAUGGCUGCUGGUAAACAUAUUGGAAAAGUACUAAUAAAGAUACGCGAAGAAAAUGAACAACUGAAUACCCCCAUCUUGGCUGAACCUUAUUGUAGAUGUUUCCCGAACAAAAGUUAUAUAAUUAUUGGCGGCUUGGGUGGCUUUGGUUUAGAAUUAAUCGAUUGGUUGGUUCUUCGAAAUGCUAAAAAUAUUGUCAUUACUUCACGAAACGGCUUAAAGAAUGGUUAUCAACGAAUGAGAAUCAAGAGAUGGGAAUCAUACGGUGUGAAUAUUAAGAUCCUUGACGGUCUCGAUGCGGCUAAACGAACAGACUGCGAGCUUAUAGUAAAAUCAGCAAUAGAUGAAAGUCCCGUCGAUGGUGUAUUUAACCUCGCGGUUUCUUUGAAGGGUCGUAUUUGUCGUAACCAAACGAUGAAAUCUUUUGAAGAAUGUUUCAAGGGAAAGGCCUGGACAACGAAACGUUUGGACGAAGUCACUAGAAGGCUUUGUCCAGAUCUUCGACACUUCGUAGUUUUCUCUUCCAUCUCGUGCGGAAGGGGAAAUGCUGGCCAAACGAAUUAAGGUAUGGCUAAUUCCAUUAUGAAAAGAAUAUGCGAAAAAAGGGAACAAGAAGAGUUGCCUGGAUUAGCUAUUCAAUGGGGAGCAAUUGGAGACGUCGGUCUGGAUAUGCAGAAUAAUGAUAAAGAACAUGUUAUUGGCGGUACUCUACAGCAAAAAAUAACAUCAUGUUUAGAAGAAAUGAAUCGAUUUUUGGUGCAGGAUAAACCUAUAGUUGCUAGUAUGGUAGUUGCUGAAAAACAAUUAGAUAGCGAUCGUGCAGACAAUGUCGUAAAUGCUGUCUUAAAAAUUAUGUGUAUUAAAGACUUGAAGAGUAUCAAUCAAGAAACUUCCUUGGCUGAACUUGGAAUGGAUUCUAUGAUGGGUGUAGAAAUAAAACAAACUUUAGAGCGCGAGUAUGAAAUAUACCUCAACGCGAAAGAUAUUCGCAGCUUAAAUUUUGCCAAACUUAUGGAAAUAGAAAAUAAGCUAAUAGGUGAUAGUAAUCGUAUUGAAAUUAUUACCGAGAAAAUAUUAUUUGGUACAAAGACAUUGAUGCAAUUGAUCGGCGAAGAACUUUCCUCCGAACUAAUUAUCUCCCUUAAAACUAACCCAGAGGAAGAUCGGAGCGAGAUAUUCUUCAUUCCAGGUAUUGAAGGCUAUGGUAUCAUUUUCAAAACAUUAGAAUCGAAAAUUAAGUCGCCAGCGACUUGUUUCCAACUUGGGACAAAUUAUGAAUUAGAAACUGUAGAAGAAAUAGCCCUUUCAUUUCUACCGCAUAUACUAGAGAAACUUAAAGAUCGAAAAGAUUUUACUUUAGUGGAAUACUCAUUCGGAUCGCUUGUAACAAUUGAACUCACACGACAAUUAGAAGCCAAAGGAUUUAAUGGUCGGCUAAUUUUGAUAGACGGUGGUCCUGAACUAUUAAAAAUACUUGUAGAUCAACAGUUUCAAUCGUCGUCAGAAGAAAAACUACGAAACAAAGUUUUUAUUAUUAUAGAGGAGAUAUUAUCAUCUGUUAAUAGUGAACAGGCU
This is a messenger RNA of Vespa velutina, 1816 nucleotides long. RefSeq names its product fatty acid synthase-like. The record is from RefSeq and is a predicted model, not a curated record. NCBI's taxonomy places the organism in Eukaryota, Metazoa, Arthropoda, Insecta, Hymenoptera, Vespidae. Gene Ontology annotation, molecular function: phosphopantetheine binding; fatty acid synthase activity. Gene Ontology annotation, biological process: fatty acid biosynthetic process.